Messenger RNA from Guillardia theta CCMP2712, 516 nucleotides. RefSeq lists its product as hypothetical. Lineage: Eukaryota; Cryptophyceae; Pyrenomonadales; Geminigeraceae. The coding region runs from base 1 to 516 and encodes 171 amino acids. Gene Ontology annotation, molecular function: DNA-binding transcription factor activity. The record is from RefSeq and is a predicted model, not a curated record. The transcript is spliced from 2 exons.
AUGGCCGCCUCUUCCCUAGUCCUGGUCUCCCCACGUCCCCGCGACUCCCCCUUCCCCUUCUCCUCCUUCGCCAAGGUCCACGUCUCCCUCUCCACGCUCGAGCCCCUCUUCCACCUGCCCCAGGAGUCUGCCGCAAGGCGCCUGGGCGUCUCGCUCACCAGCCUCAAGGCCGCCUGCCGCAAGAUCGGCAUCAAGCGCUGGCCCUACCGCCGCUGGCCGGAAGCUGACCUAGAGGAUGACCUAGGAGCCCCUGCGCCAUCUCUGACCGCAGCCUCAUCUACCAACACUCUGGUCAUGGAGGCUGCAGUACCGUCUCCCCCCGUGCCGGACGAGACGACUACUACUGAAAGUACCCAUGACCUCACCGAGACCGAGCCGAGAAGCUCUCUAGCCGAGGCACAACCUCCUGCGCCUGUAGCAGAGAGGGAUGACGGAUGGCUGGCUAGCGUGAACGAGCUGGGGGAGGACCAAGAGUGGUUGUCAUGGUACAUGGACUGCGACGCCAGUACCGUCUGA